AUGCAUUUAUACACUGUACUACAUGUAUGGAUUGAUGUGCUAAAAGAAGCGGGAUCAAGUAGUGAAACUAACAAGACGCAAGUCUCGUCUUCUCAGGACAAGUAUCACGAUGAACAAACGACAAAACCCGGACGGACACAAUGGAGGCAAUGGCUAGCAUGUAUAUCAGCGACUCUAUCCAUGGUAGCGGUUGGCACCGUCUACGGAUGGACCACCACGUCGCUCUCACGACUCACAUCCGGCGCCAGUGACGUUCCAAUAAAGAUAACCGACAACCAGGGCUCGUGGAUCGUAUCGUUGACGGAGAUCGGCUCGAUGAUCGGUUCGUUCCUCAGUGCCAAUCUUGCCAAUCGAUAUGGUCCUAAGAAGUGUCUUCUGUUCGCCAGCAGUUUCUUCAUCGUCGGCUGGACAAUCGUCUUCUUCGCCCAAACCGCAGUUGCUCUUUACGUUUCUAGGAUUAUUCUCGGCAUUGGCGUGAGCAUCUCGUACAUUACCAAUCCGAUGUACGUAUCGGAGGUUGCCGAUGUGAAAAUUAGAGGUGCCCUCGGUACUCUAAUCGCCGUGAACGUAUUCACCGGUUCUUUGUUGACAUGUAGUAUUGGUCCAUGGGUAUCGUACCACGUUCUGACGAGUAUACUUCUCGUGGUACCCAUCUUCUUCGUGGUAUGCUUCUCUUGGUUUCCUGAGACUCCUGUCUUUCUCGCGGCCAGGGGUCAUAAAACAGAAGCAACUAAAUCCCUGGCGUUCUUUAAAGGAAUCCGCGAUCGUGAUGAAGCAAGGAGAGAAUUGGAAUAUACUUUACGUAACAUUUUGAUCGAAGACGUUUGCGAUAAUACUCCUGUGAUCGGCCCUGGAGCACGAACGAAACCUGUUAAGCGUAACUGGAGGGACAAACUGAAGCUGAUGUUGUUGCCCAGCAACGCCCGAGCUCUCGUAAUCGUACUCAGUCUAAUUGCUACGCAGCAACUUAGCGGAAACUUUAGUACUAUACAAUACCUUGAAGUGCUCUUCAAGAAAGCGACGAUCGGCAUCGAUUCCAACUUAGCUACCAUACUUGUACUCGCAGUCGGCCUCAUCUCAUGCGGAUUAUCAACCGCGACUGUUGAAGGUGCGGGCAGACGUCCGUUACUUAUCACCUCCACUCUGGGUUCUUCCAUUACCCUGGCAAUUCUUGCGGUAUACUUUAUGCUAGACAAAAGAGGCGUCGACGUAUCAGCAGCAAAUCUUCUUCCAGUGAUCGAUGUGAUCAUCUUCCAAGUGGUCUACCAUAUCGGAUUGGGUACUCUACCAAAUGCGUUGAUCGGAGAAUUGUUUUCUAGUGAAGUGAAGGCGCUUGCAGGUGCCAUUAUUAUUGUUUUCGACGGCGUGCUUAGUUUCAUCGUAUCCAAAUUGUAUCAGGUGAUUGGCGAUUGGUUGGGCGUCGACACCGUAUAUUAUUUCUUCGCGGGAUCGUGCUUACUGACAUUCGUAAUGGUAAUAUUCAUCGUACCUGAGACCAAAGGUCGGACAUUCCGCGAAAUUCAGGAACUUUUGGAAGGUAGCGAUCAGAAAAAAGAAGUCGUCAGAAGUUCGCAAGAUCGAAAUAGUGUGGUAUGAUAAAAAAGGACACCUCGCUACUUUUCGCACCUUUUCUUGGAUAUGUUGCGAACUUAUUAACGAUAUA
This is a messenger RNA of Cyphomyrmex costatus, 1663 nucleotides long. Its product is annotated as facilitated trehalose transporter Tret1. Gene Ontology annotation, cellular component: membrane. Gene Ontology annotation, molecular function: transmembrane transporter activity. The coding region runs from base 1 to 1596 and encodes 531 amino acids. The transcript is spliced from 3 exons. Gene Ontology annotation, biological process: transmembrane transport. The record is from RefSeq and is a predicted model, not a curated record. Lineage: Eukaryota; Metazoa; Arthropoda; Insecta; Hymenoptera; Formicidae.